AUCUGAUUAUUUUCUAUUUUCUGAUACAGGCUGUUAAGUUAAAGCUGUAUGAUGUGUUAAGGAGGCGCACACUAUGACAUUGGAUUUUAUUUUACACGUUAAACGACGGAAAAGGGAUUUUAAUGAGAGAGAAUAACAUUUAAUAUAAAAUGAAGCUGCUUUUUAUUUCUUUUUUAUACUUUUUAUCAUCAAAUGCAAGUAAAGAUACUGCUCUCAACGCCCCUUUUUUAUUGCUCGCAAAUCAUGUUGAUAUUCGAUUAAUUCCAUCUGGUGAGCCCAACAACACAGUUAUCGUGGCUUCAGACUUAAAAGGAGCAUUAGCCUGUGAUUUCUUCUUUGAGGAACAGCAUAUCUACUGGAUUGACUGUCUUAAUGGAAGGAUCCAGUACGUUGACAUGACGACCCCACAGCGCAAAAAAAUGGACGUACUUGUUUCGGGUAUGGUUAAACCUGAAGGCCUCGCAUGCGACUGGAUCGGUCGAAAACUGUACUGGACAGACCGUGGAACAAAAAGAAUUGAAGUUAGUGAAUUAGAUGGAAGUCACAGGAAAGUUUUACUGUGGAACAAUCUAGACCUUCCGAGAGCUAUAGCAGUGGAUCCUCAUAACAGGUACAUGUACUGGACAGACUGGGGCGAAGAGCCGAAGAUAGAACGUUCUGGAAUGGAUGGUUCACAGAGAGAAGUUCUGAUCAACCAGAAUAUUUACUGGCCUAAUGGAAUCACACUUGAUUAUGAAGAAGGGAAAGUUUACUGGAUCGAAGCUGGCCAUCAUUUUAUUCAUCGUAUUAACUUAGAUGGCUCACAGAGAGAAGAGAUGUUCAGCAGUAACAACGACAACAACCAGCUCGUUGUUCCUCCAACGUCCCAGGAGUCAAGCGAUCAGAGUCGCUCCUCUAACUCUACAUCCACGAACAUCCCUCUCUCCUCCGAGGAGGGAGGAGAGUGGGUGGGAGCUCUGGAGCAUCCCUACGCGAUCACUCUCUUCCGGGAUCGAGUUUACUGGUCCGAUUGGAGGACCUCAUCUCUUUAUUCCAUCUCGAAAAAUCAAACCGAGGUUCCUCGUUUAGUGAAAGGGGACAUCCUGUCGCCAAUGGACCUACAGGCCUAUAACUCGCAGAGGCAAAAACCAGGUCCUAAUCCGUGUGGUUCCACGAAUGGUGGAUGCUCACACUUAUGUCUCCUCUCACCCAAGCCCCCAUAUUACAAGUGUGCGUGCCCGACCGGGGUCCAAAUCAUGAAGGACCGAAAAACAUGUAAACACGGUCCAGACCAGAUCCUUCUGCUUGCACGAAGAACAGACAUUCGAAUGAUUUCGCUCGACACUGAUGACCAUACGGAUGUACUACUGCCUGUAAAGACAGUGCUGAAUGCAGUCACAGUGGAUUACGACCCAGUGGAUAAGUUUGUGUACUGGACGGAUGAAGACAGAAAAGCAAUUCUCAGAUGUCAUCUUAACGGCACAGGUUCUGAAGCAAUUAUCACAGAAAACUUGGAGCAGUCGGAUGGCAUGGCAAUAGAUUGGGUUGCAAGGAACUUGUAUUGGACAGAUACGGGUAGAAACUAUGUAGCAGUGGCACGGCUUAAUGGGACAUCCCGGAGAAUUCUUAUCGAAACUGAGAUUGACGAACCAAGAGCAAUCGUGGUCGAUCCAACUGCUGGCUAUUUCUACUGGACCGACUGGGGAGAAAACCCCAAGAUAGAACGUGUCGAAAUGGACGGCACAAACAGAAUUUUGUUCGUAAGAAAACACCUAAAAUGGCCAAACGGUUUAGCAAUUGACCACACCCAUGGCUGGCUGUAUUGGGCCGACGCAUCGCUCGAUAAAAUUGAGCGGAUCAAGCUUGACGGGACACAGAGGAAGAUGUUGGUGUCCGGGAAGAUACCACACAUAUUUGGAUUCAGCAUUCUUGGCAACUAUCUCUACUGGGCUGACUGGCAAAGAAGAAGAAUUGAACGAAUGCGAAUUGGUGAUCCGAGAUCCAGGGAAAUACUCAUAGAUCAACUUCCUAACCUAAUGGGGGUGAAGGCCACUGGUAUGACACCUUUACCAGGAACUAAUCCUUGUGCAAGAAAUAACGGGGGUUGCUCACAUUUGUGUCUAUAUACACCAGAGGGUCCGAGGUGCAGUUGCCCAACUGGUCUCGAAUUAGCGAUCAACAGUCACCAGUGCGUGGUACCUGAAGCUUACCUUCUCUAUUCACUACCAAAAGUUGGCGGAAUUAAAGAGAUUUCUCUCGACACUGCACAAAACGACAAGUCCCUUCCAUUCAACAAACCCGUUGAAGCUUACUUACUUGAUUUCUCAGUAGAUGAUAGUAUGGUGUAUUGGACAAAUACAAGAGACAUGACAAUCUCGCGUGCUUUUAUGAACGGGUCCAACGUUGAGAGAUUCAUAGAUAUCGGCAUAGAGAUCUUACAAGGGGUCGCGGUUGACUGGAUCGGACGCAAUGUGUUCUGGGCUGACGCUCAAGCCAAUCGGAUCGAAGUUGCUCGUAUGGACGGGACAAGCAGGCGACCAAUCAUAUGGCAGGGAUUGGAUUCACCUGCGUGUAUCGCCAUGGAUCCAGCCAAUGGGUACAUAUACUGGUCAGAGUGGGGCACAGACACGUGCAUAAAACGCGCAAAUCUGGAUGGUUCCAACGUGGUACGAUUGACACAAAUCGGGGACGUUGGACGCGCUAGUUCCCUUACUAUAGAUUACGAGGAUAGAAGGAUUUAUUGGGUGGAUUAUGACAGUAAUAUGAUCAUGUCUUCCGAUAUGGAAGGCAGAAACUUGAUUGAAGUAAUCAAUGUAGCUGACGAACCAGGAAAUGUUAUUUCAAGUUUAACAUUAUAUGGAGAACAUGUGUAUUGGGCAGAUAGCAAACAGAAGACCAUACAAAGAGCAAAUAAAUUGCACGGAGCGAGCAGGAGAAUAAUCGAGACUGGUCUCGGUUCUAUUGAUGAUAUGUUGGUGUUUCACGCAUCACGUCAAAUCGGUGUCACAUCAUGUUCACGUGAUAACGGGGGGUGCCAAUACCUAUGUUUAAGUCUUCCAGGGGGAAACUACACUUGCGAGUGCCCUGCCCAUUACACGUUAAAUCUAUUGGAUAAUUCUUCAUGUGUUGCCCCAUUAAAUUUCCUAUUGGUGAGCCAGACUUCAUAUAUUUCCCGUAUUGUGUUCGAAUCCUCCGAAGGGGUCCUAGGGGUAAUUCCCGGGGCUGAGAUUGACCAGCGAGCAGUUUACGACGAGAAUGCAAAACCAACGCCUGACGCCGUGUUACCCAUUAAAGGGCUGAAGGAUGCCUGCUCAAUUGACUACGACCCAAUAGAACGCACAAUAUACUGGAUCGACUGCGCCACCGGUGAAAUAAAGAGUUGCCGAGACAAUGGCACAGAUGCGAGAGUUCUCGUCGCAAAUAGGGGUUCAAACGGGUCAAAUCGACCCCAUGAUUUAGCUGUGGAACCCUACACAAGACAUUUGUACUGGACAGACUCUCUGUCUAAUUCCAUCCAAAUGAUGAAUUUAAAUGGGACCAUGAUUGGGACUGUAUUAUCUGGUAAACUCAAUGCACAAGGGGUGGGAAAUGGAAAAUACAUUGAUAUUAUGCCAAGGAAAAUUACAAUAGACUCCAUGAAAGGGCGCAUAUACUUCAGUAACACAUGCCAUGACACAAAGUCAUGCAGAUUUAAGAUUCUACAAUCUGCUUUAGACGGAUCUGAUUGCAUUGAAUUAUUCAGUCAUAAUUUACACAACGUUUCAGCUAUGGUAGUAGACUCACAAUCUAAAAGAUUAUACUGGUCUGAUCCGGAUCGUGAGGUUAUAGAAUGGUCAAAUACCGAUGGAAGCCAUCGUACCACGCUUAUUGAGAACAGUAUAAGUCAACCAGUUGGUUUAGCUGUGUUUGGUGAUUCCAUCUAUUGGGUGGACUCUCAGAUUGAUGUUGGUGUGAUCAGUGGAGCGAAUAAAAUCGACGGUUCAAAUCGACGAAUUAUUCAAAGUCGAGUCCGAAACUUAAAAGCGAUCGCUGCAGCCAAGCUUAUCAAUCUUGGUGACCGAUUACAACACCCAUGUUUCACUGAUAAUGGGGGUUGUUCACAUAUCUGCGUGCCACAAGUUACCGGGGUGACACGGUGUUCGUGCCCCACACAUCUUGCUGUGAUAGAAGAUUCCAAAUGUGGCAAGCCAGUGACGUGUGGUCCAGGUUAUUUUCGAUGCAAAACUUUAUCGAUUUGUAUUCCCAUGAAUUGGAAAUGUGACAGUGAGAAUGAUUGCGAAGAUGCCUCAGAUGAAAUGAAUUGUGAGACAAAUAGACUGCCGUGUAAGGAUUACGAAGUGGAAUGCAAAGCAGGAGAUUUACAACACAGAGGAAACUUUCUCCAUAACUUGGUUCAAGUCUUGCCCCAGUGCGUCAACCAGUCAAAAAUUUGCGACGGAACGUAUGAUUGCAUCUCGCAAAGUGAUGAAAUGAAUUGCGAUUGUGGACCUAACCUAAAGGUGUGUCCAUCUGGCCAGUGUGUGGCAGUAGGGAGCUCAUGUGACUGCACCAACUGUCAGCCAAUUCUCAAUGAAGGAAGGCUGGUGGUCACCGACGAGUAUCUUCUUCAAAAACUUCUUAAAAGACUUGAGAGUUUCAACAAGAGCAACCAAGCUCAUAAACUUCCUGUCAUUGGCGGCAAUGAUCAAGACAACUCAAUGGUUAUAGUGAUCGGCAUCGUAUGUGGGUGCGUGGUUUUGCUCGGAAUCGGUCUUUUUAUACGACAUUGCAUGACCCACAACUCUCGUUACCCGCAAGGGGUUGUCAUGUUCGCCCCGCACACGAACGGCAACUGCACCGUCAACGUAGAAAUCCAGUCGCGUGCCGACACAACUGAAGUCGUAAACCACCAAAAAACUAACGGCAACCAGAGCCGUAAAAAGGGGUCAACAAAGGGGAAAGCAUCGAUUAACCUUUCCUUUCACCCCAGCGGGAGUAGAUCGGGGUCAAAUUCCCGGUUUGGGGUCCCAUCAAAUUGGCAAUUUCCCGUCCAUUAUACAAAGGAUUGCCAUUCUAUGGAUCGUCCCUGUGUUCCAGGGGCAUCAAGGUGUUCAAGCAUACAAGCCAAGGUUUUCUCACCGACCACCAACCCCCCACCCUCCCCUGCAACAGUGAGAUCGGGCUCCAAAAGCGGGGACAGGGUUUAUUCAACUGAUUCUGGAAGGUCUCACCAUAGAUGUAAGAAUGGAUAUAAACACAGAAGGUCUCAGCACCGCUACCCAAUCCAUCACCCUCCACCCCCUACCCCAUGCAACACAGACACAUGCGAUGACGUAGACCGGGGUUACAGACACGGGGGUUCGAAUCGAAGCCCCCCAUCAACGAACUCAAGCGUCCCGCAUGAGCCCCCGCCCCCCUACCACCACCAUCAGUGUUGUUACCACUGCUACCAUCAAUACCCCCCACAAUGUAGACACCCAGAUGGCAGCUCGUCAAGCUCGUACCAAUGUGAGGACGACGAUUGCUCCUGUGGUGGUGACUCCCUACCAUCUUACCCCCCCUCUUAUAAUCAGCGGGGGCGCUCCUGGCGAAGACCUCCACAUCGCUCCUACCUCUCAUCGGAUCUGAAUUCGGAUUCGGAUCCAUUCGCGCCCCCGCCAACCCCACGCAGCCAGUACAUGUCGGAAUGUUGUUACACCCACGGUGAAACGACGGAGGCCGACGAUCCAUUAGACGAAGAAGAUGAGACGGUUGAUGAUGAUGUCACUAAUGACGUCACAGAAAACCUCAUUGCAGGAUCGGGAGUCACGGAAGAUGAGGAGGGAGGAUCUGAAGAUGAUGCGGACACAGUUUUACUCAAUCCGAGGUCAUCCCCAUCAGUAACGGAGCGAAGUUUUCGCAUCUAUAACCCUCCGCCAUCCCCAGCCACAGAUUCCUCAUGAAGCAGUGCUGCCAGUUGAAAAACUUAAUACAAAAAAUAGUGCUCCCAGUUAAAAACCUCUGCACAAAAGGCAGUGCUGCCAGUUGAAAAACUCGGUACAAAAAACAGUGCUGUCAGUUGAAAAACUUGUCACAAAAAGCAGUGCUACCAGUUGAAAAACUUGUCAUAAAAAGCAGUGCUCCCAGUUAAAAAACUUGACACAAAAAACAGUACUACCAGUUGAAAAACUUGUCACAAAAGCAGUGCUCCCAGUUAAAUAACUCCUCACAAAAAACAGUGCUACCAGUUAAAAGGUCAGAAAAUGCCAGGCGAAUAACUAAAACAUGAUCGAACAGCACUGCAGAAACAUGUAUAUAAAUCCAAUUCCCUAUUGUAAUGGGAAUGUUUAAUGUUUUUACCAUUUUUUGUUUUAUUUCAUUUCAAAACCAAUAGAACCCUCUGCCAACGCUGUCGUUGCCAACUUUUUUGCAUUUUAUUCUUUUUUUUGUUUGUUAUCAAAUUUUCAGCGGUACACGAAACUUUGCAUUUGAUCUUGUAUAUACUGCACUUCAAUUCUUCCGAACGAAUCAUGUUUUUUUUAUUGUACAGUAUAAACAUUAAGUUUGUCUGUCGUUCUGGUCAACUAUCUUGACAAAAUAAUCGCAUAAACGUUUUAGGAUUUUCAGGUACACUUUUACAUUUCUUAGAAUUUUAAAGUUUGCAGUGGUAGCCUUUGAGUUUUUUUACGACGAAAAAAAACACUUUUUUUCGUUUUUUUUACCGCCGUUUUAUGCGUGCCAAUUCUAUUCUAUUUCUAUUUUCUGUAGAAUAGAAUGCGUGCCAAUUAUUCAUAUAAGCAUGAGCCUUUUUAAAUUAAUUUUUUUGUAAAGUGUACAUCAGUCUUCUUACCUCUCUGGUCAUUGUUCUAGUGCCUGGUUAUCAUGUCUGAACGAUUUGCAAUUGCCCAACGAAUGUAAAUAAAUUUGGUUUUAACUAUU
Molecule: messenger RNA, 6876 nt
Organism: Ciona intestinalis (vase tunicate)
Lineage: Eukaryota; Metazoa; Chordata; Ascidiacea; Phlebobranchia; Cionidae
Source: RefSeq, a predicted model, not a curated record